AUGAUGAAUCGGUCUCUAUUCCGUGCGGCCGCCCGAACGCCCCAGGCGAGUCGUACAGUCGCCAGUCGUCGAUGCGCGUCCUCCGCAGUGUUCAACUGGGAGGAUCCUCUCGCCUCGGCGGAGCUCUUUACGGAAGAGGAAUUGGCCAUCCAAGACACCGCUCGACAGUAUUGUCAAGACAGACUACUGCCACGAGUUUUAGAGGCCUACCGAAAUGAAGACUACGACCGUAAGAUUCUGGAGGAGAUGGGUGAAAUUGGUCUGCUCGGUGCUUCGAUUGAAGGAUAUGGGUGCGCCGGCGUCAGCACGGUGGCUUCUGGUCUGAUCACCAAGGAGGUCGAGCGAGUGGACUCUGGAUACCGUUCAGGCAUGUCGGUGCAAAGCUCAUUAGCCAUGACGGGUAUCUACGAGUUUGGUACAGAGGAACAGAAGCAACGGUUCUUGCCUGAGCUGGCUAAGGGAAAAUUGUCUGGAUGUUUCGGUCUCACGGAACCAAAUCAUGGCUCCGACCCCGGCUCCAUGGAGACAGUGGCACGCGAGCACCCGACACAGAAGGGGACAUACCUGUUGACUGGCAGCAAGACCUGGAUCACCAACUCGCCCAUCGCCGACCUGGCGUUGGUCUGGGCCAAGUUGGAAACGACGGGGAAGAUCAAGGGAUUCAUUGUUGAGCGAUCACGCUGCCCCCCCGGUACUUUCGAGACCCCUGCUAUUAAGAACAAGAGUGCUCUCCGCGCGUCGAUCACAGGCAUGAUUCAGAUGGACGAUUGCCCGGUUCCAGCAGAGAACAUGUUCCCCGACGUCGAGGGGCUGACGGGCCCCUUCACCUGUCUCAAUAGCGCUCGCUUGGGAAUCGCGUUUGGCACCAUGGGUGCUUUGGAGGACUGUCUCGCUCGAGCCCGGGAGUACAGCCUGGAGCGGAAGCAGUUCAAGGGAAACCCACUGGCCAAGUAUCAGCUUGUGCAGAAAAAAUUGGCGGAUGCAGCCACCGAUGCUGCGUAUGGUACUUUGGCUGCAGUGCAGGUGGCUCGCCUGAAAGACGCCGGCAAAGCCACGCCUGAAAUGAUCUCUAUGGUGAAGCGCCAGAACUGCGACCGAGCAUUGGCCAAUUCUCGAAUUCUUCAAGAAAUCUUUGGAGGCAAUGCGGCUAGUGAUGAGUACCACAUUGGACGUCACGUCGCCAACUUAUUCGUCGUCCAGACCUACGAGGGACAGAGCGAUAUCCACGCUCUCAUUCUCGGCCGCGCCAUUACUGGCAAGCAAGCCUUUGUCUGA
This is a messenger RNA of Penicillium oxalicum, 1275 nucleotides long. Its product is annotated as acyl-CoA dehydrogenase. Gene Ontology annotation, biological process: fatty acid beta-oxidation using acyl-CoA dehydrogenase; fatty-acyl-CoA biosynthetic process. The transcript is spliced from 4 exons. Gene Ontology annotation, molecular function: glutaryl-CoA dehydrogenase activity; fatty-acyl-CoA binding; flavin adenine dinucleotide binding. Bases 1 to 1275 code for a protein of 424 amino acids. Gene Ontology annotation, cellular component: mitochondrial inner membrane. The record is from RefSeq and is a predicted model, not a curated record. Lineage: Eukaryota; Fungi; Ascomycota; Eurotiomycetes; Eurotiales; Aspergillaceae.